AUGGAUAAACUCUUCGAUCUAAGCGCGUUGUUGCGCAAUAACGAGAAGAAACACAAGAGCAAACCAUUGCAGUUUAUGAGUGUCUCCGGUGGGGUAGAGAAACGGUUGCAGUCAAACAUAAAAACCAGGAAAAGCAACAGGCUGACUGUGUUUGAUAGCAUUAGAAACUUGCCUAGAUGUGAGAGUCCAUUACCGGCAGUUUCAGAGGCUAAACUGAAGGUGGAGCAUAGGCGACAGCAGUUGGAGAAAUGGAAAGCGGAGAAAGAAGAGAAAAAGAAACAGCAAGUUGCUCAAAAAAAGAAACCAUUCAUAGCUGGAGUGGUUAGGGCACCAUUGAAGUUUGAACCCCCUCCUCCCCCUCCCAAACCAAGCACCUCUGGAAGAGUAACACGUUCACAAGCACGCAACACCAUUUCUAAACCAAAAAGCCCAAAACAGGGUAGAGCUCAGUCAUUUGCACCCAAAAAUGCAACAUUUAAAGCACCACAUAUAAAAACCUUGGAGAAACUUCCUAUUUUAUCACAACCGCCAAAAAAUAAAAAUAGGAAAAAAACAACAAUCACUUUUGAUCCUGUAGCACCUCAUGCUACGGCGAAACAGACUAGAUCAAAAACUCAAACCAGACAAACAAAUACUGACAUUAAAAAUACACAUAAAUCUCAAUUUGAAACUCGAAGCACUAGAGGGAAAACAAACAUACUAACCAAAAAUACUGCUAAAUCAUCCAGAUUCACUAAAAACCCACAAAGCAGUUCUUCUGGAAGUGACAUAGAGACUUCAAAAAUGAUUAAAAAGGUUACAAAUACUGGUCAAAAUAAGACUUCAAAACCGAUCUCCAAUGGACCUAAAGCUCUUGUCUUUGAAUCUACAACGGAUGGCACAUCUAGUGAUAACUCAAGCCAGGAAAAUGCUAAAUUAAAAUCAAAAUAUUCCAUUGUCUCGGUGAAUAGCAGUGCUUCAGAGUCUGAAAAAAUAAGCAGUGACACUGAUUCUUCAAUUGUCAGAGAUUCUACAGUUAUUAGAAGAAGUACUCGCAAGUCAUUUUUCUUACCAAAACAUUUUAGUCCUGGAAAUUCUGGAUCAGGAAACACAAGUUCUGAUGUGGAAUUUGUCAGCGAGACAAUUUGUUCAGGUAAGAAGAAAUAUAGCAGAAAACCAUUGCCAAGUACACCAAUUGUACCUGUACCUAAGAGCGAAUCUAAAUCUGAAGAAAAAUUGCGAUCUCCAAAAUCCCCCAUUGAUUUGGUGUUAACUCCCGAACAAAUUCAGAUUGCGAAAAUCAGUCCUUGUGUUACUAUGUCCAGAGGAAAGGAUAAAGCAAGGAAGGAGGCAAAGUGGAAAAUGCAGGAAGGCCUCUUGGACGCCGACGCGAGUGAUAUGGAGAACGUAGAUCACUUUCGUCACCAACUGUCAUCUGAGAUUAAACGCAUCACCGAGAUGUGCAACGCCUGGGAAGCCAUUUCCGAAACAACUGUGCUACCUGAGUCUGUGCAGGAGGCAGUGCUGGCCGCCGUGGGCCAGGCCCGCCUGCUGAUGUCGCAGAAGAUGGCGCAGUUCGCGUCGCUGGUGGAGCGCUGCGCCAGGCCCGAGACCGGCUGCGCGCUGGUCACGCCCGCGGACCUGCACGGGUUCUGGGACAUGGUCUUCAUGCAGGUGGACAAUGUAAACAUGCGGUUCAAGAAGCUGGAAGAGCUGCGCUCACGCGACUGGGUCGAGGAGAAACCGCAGGCGCAGACCAAGAAGAAGACCGUUGGCAAGCCUGUGGUUGCUAAGAAGGUUGCGGCGACCGCUUCUAGUAGUUUGAAAGAUAUGAUAGCUGCGAAACGCAGGGCCCUGCAGCAGCGCUCGCCGGCGCCUGCGCCUUGGGCGACCGCAGACAAGACGUUCGUCGGAGGCUUCUUCCAGGUGACGUCGCCCGUGCGCUCGCCGCGCGCGCCCGCCGCCAGCCUGCGCCGCAGCGUGCUGGCCAGCGAGGCCGGCAAGUGCGCCGCCCAGAACGCUACACCCUUUGCCAUGCUGCGGGCCUCCAUCUUCGGCAAGAACGUCGACUGUCAGGACAUCGUGCCUUUACAGCAAACACCACAAAUGAACCCCAUAAACUUCAACGCCACCCCCGGUCGGAGCAUUCUGAAAUCAGCAAACUCAAAAUCAGGAAAGAAAUCUAUCAAAGUCCUUUUCAACGAUUCCAAUUACGAAGCGAGGGACUCGUUCACCAGCUGCGACAAAUCGAAAUCAUCAUUCGAAGGCGUCGAAGAAAUUGAAAAUAUUAACAGUGUCAUAUCGCUUAUAGACUUUGACAACAAGGAAAACUCACAGACUGGUAUUAAGUCUAAACGUUUAGUACGUCAGGAUGCCGUCGAAGGCUUCACCAGCGGUAUAAUGACUAGAAGUCAGAGCAAGAGUCUAAAUACGCCUCAAACUCACAAUGAAGAACAAAGGCGAUCGUCACGUAAGAAUAAAGCUGAAUCUAAGGAUACACCGAGCAAAACUCCCAGACAGUCACGCAAGAAGAAAGAUGAAGCCACACCAAGAACGGAAAAGCGAUCUUCAAAGAAGAAAAUAUUACAGGAAAUUGAAGAUGACGUACAAAAAACGCCAAGGAGAACGUCACGGCGAAGUAAAGUUCAAGAUUUAUUGACGUAAUUUAUUUUGUAUACUAUCGUCACAAACCAAAGGUAUUAUCAACUUUCUGGGAUGCUAUUUUAUUCAGGAUUCAUGUCUUCCCUUUCAAGACUGUGUUAUUUAAUAUGUUAUAACAAGUCUGUAAUUGCGGAUUUUUAAUAGACGCCAGUAGUUAAAAUGGAUUUAAUGACAUGAGAAGUUUACCCUUGCGUACGUAAAUAUGUAGGCAAUCAAAGAACAGUUUUCAGUCAUGAUCACGGGAUAACAAACCAGUGGAAAUGGUACUCGUAUCAUUUAGUACCAGGACCCGUACAGCCAUGUGGAAUACACUUGAAAAGUAUUAACUAAGAUAACAUUCUUGAUUGGUUACAUUAAUUCUUUUUGUAAAAUAAAACUAACUGUAAUGGAAUCCAGUAAGAUUUACUACUGCUAACGCCAACUGUAUUUAUUAAGUGGAUAUCAAAUAUCGAUUACUUAUGUACAACAUCGCAACACUGUUCGAGCAGCAUAGAGCAUUCUAGGUCUCUGUUUAACAGAACUUAUUAUCAUUAUCGCACAAAAUUAUUAAACGCGUUAAAAAUAGUUUCCUGGAUUUAUCGGAUACGUAUUUAUUAUUGUUACUAUUACAACAGCUGAAAACAGUGCAAUAAACCAUGUCACAAAAAUUGUGUUUAUUUUGGUAAGAGAUGCACACGUUUGACAUAUAAGAGCGGUGACACAGGACUAAGAUUCCACUAGUUUAUUGUUCCGUGGUCAUGAUUUGUAUCUCUGAUUUUUUACAUUACCAAAAAUUGCUUUGUGACUUACGACGUAACAGAAUGAAUAAUUAAAAUGAAGUUGCAGUCAAUUUAAAAACAAUUAUUAUAAAGUUUAAAAUUGAUACUCCAUUUUUGUUUUAGCUUUAUCGAAUUUUGUAUUCUGUCUUUAAGUGUUAAUAAUCUCGACAUCAUGUUAGUUAAUGUUGCAUUAUGUAUUGUGUUCUACUAUUGUUAGUUAUUUUCUCAGGUAUAUCUUAUGGCUACUGUUGACUGUCGCCAUUUUGUUAUUAAUUAUUAUCCUUCAUACGUAAAGCGGGACACACGCUAUCAAUGGUACUGAUCCCCAUUAAAGAUGGAGCCGUACUACGCGGAAGUGCACUGCAAGCGAAUACGGCCCAGCACGGGAAAAUUUUGUGUAUUAUUGUAUUGCGUCAGCUAUUUCGUAUUACGCUUCAACGAUGUUAUCACAAUGUUUUGACACUUACCAAAAGGUUAUUUUGACAUAGAGUUCAAGCAGUAGGUGUGGCAGAGUAUUGCCAUUUUACUACAGUUGUACCGAGUGGGGUGUCGCUCUUAUUCAUACUUCGUAUAUUUAGUACGUAGUUAUUACUAUUGUUUAGUAUUACGCUUAGCGUGUGUUCAGUUUAGAAAAUCAGUAUGUGCUUAGAAAUCUUCAUUGCCCGUUUAAUGUAUUUCGUAAAUGACGAGAAAUAAAAAAAAAUAUUGAAAGAAUAUAUUUUCGAAAUAAUGGCUAUAAUUAAUUCAUUUUACAUUUAGUAACCAUAAGAAUCUCUGUAUGUUGGAUAAAAUAAGACAUUGUCUUUAAACGUGUGCGUUGUGACGUGUGUCUUUUUAAUAUUAAUCUUGUAAAUGCGAACGUUAGUGUAUAAUUUUUUUACAU
This is a messenger RNA of Hyposmocoma kahamanoa, 4281 nucleotides long. It is a transcript of the gene mars, whose product is annotated as disks large-associated protein 5-like. Bases 1 to 2643 code for a protein of 880 amino acids. Lineage: Eukaryota; Metazoa; Arthropoda; Insecta; Lepidoptera; Cosmopterigidae. Gene Ontology annotation, biological process: signaling. The transcript is spliced from 9 exons. The record is from RefSeq and is a predicted model, not a curated record.